Daphnia carinata is the source of this 3270-nucleotide messenger RNA. RefSeq lists its product as uncharacterized. The transcript is spliced from 5 exons. NCBI's taxonomy places the organism in Eukaryota, Metazoa, Arthropoda, Branchiopoda, Diplostraca, Daphniidae. Gene Ontology annotation, molecular function: nucleic acid binding; 3'-5'-RNA exonuclease activity. The record is from RefSeq and is a predicted model, not a curated record. Gene Ontology annotation, cellular component: cytoplasm. Gene Ontology annotation, biological process: exonucleolytic trimming to generate mature 3'-end of 5.8S rRNA from tricistronic rRNA transcript (SSU-rRNA, 5.8S rRNA, LSU-rRNA). The coding region runs from base 439 to 2826 and encodes 795 amino acids.
CAUCAUGUAGACUGGGAUCUGGGAACAACUUGACUUGAACUUUAAUAUCCCUCAAAUGAAUAGUGACACUUAAAAUAAUAAUAAAAAAUUUAGCGUUUUCUGUGUUUAAUUCCUUUCUACUGUCAAAUUAAUUCAGUUUAAGUCAAGUGGCAACAACGAUGAGCUAAUUAUGUUGUAAUUUGAGUCGUUUUGGAUAAGGUCGGAUUCCAUGUACAACUCCGCCUACGAAAAGGUCUAUUGUGUCCCCAUGUUGUUGACUAAAGUAUGAACACGAAAGAUUUAUUGCAUCAUGAGACCUGCAUAGUCGAGUACUAACCAUUCCUGUCGGUUUGUUCUAUAAGUUUGUACAUUUUAAUCUUUUAAGCUAACUUUAAGUGUCAUCAGUUUAACUUUUAUGUUUACAGUCCCUGCAUUAGGAGUUUACAUUGAGGUUAAACAAUGCAUGUGUAUAGUGAUGGUAUUAAUAAACUGGACGGCCUAAGCCAGGAAGAUAAAAAAGAAGCAGAUUCUGGCCAUUCAGUACAAAGCAUUGGAACACUUCAAAAUGUUUUGGUGAGACAUCAUAUGAAUAGUCACAAAGUCUCCCAAACAAAGCUUAUUAAAGAACUGGAAAAGUUGAAACUGGACACCAAUGGAAGCAUCAGAGUUCUAGCUAAACGAUUAAACAUGUACCAGAGUUCAGCAAUACAAAAUGCACAUGAAGAUUAUCUAAAAAAAAAGGUCUUUGAUUUCUAUGUUGUUAUUGACUUCGAAGCAACAUGUGACGGGCAAAAGGAUAUCAAACCAGAACACCAAGAAAUUAUUGAGUUUCCUGCAGUUUUACUAGAUUGCAAAACUGGGAAAGUGGAGGAUGAAUUUCAAUCCUAUUGCCGCCCAAUACUGCAUCCCUUACUAACAGAUUAUUGCCUCAAACUUACAGGAAUCACACAGGACAUUGUGGAUCAAGCACCUUCCUUUCAUGAAACUUUUGCAUCUUUUAAUGAAUGGUUACAAGGAAAGGAUUUGGGUUCCAAAUUUUCUUUUGCAAUUGUCACUGAUGGAUCAAAGGAUAUGGGUCACUUCCUGAAAAGGCAAUGUGCGUUAUCGAACAUUCUCUUCCCGGAAUAUGGGAAAUAUUGGGUCAAUAUUCGAAAAACCUUCAGCAAUUUUUACAAGGUUGGUGAUAUGCAGAAACGAGCUCGUCGUAUCAAUGAGACGGUGUUAAAUGCAAUGAUUCGGGAGAUGGGUUACCAAUUUAAAGGACGCGCCCAUUCAGGUUUGGACGAUGCUCGAAACAUUGCAUGCAUUGUUCAAGGUUUGCUGAAAGACGGUGCAUCAAUAGUAUUUAAUGAAAAGUUGCCGGAAGAAAGCGCAAAGGAAACAAACGGCAAGGGGCUGUUUUGUCUACCGGUAUUCCAACCGGAAUUCGGAAUCAUCAAGGACACGCUUAAAUCAAAUUUUCCCACCAAAAAUUGUCCGACAAAUGUUUUGGUACAAUCAUCCGUGAAUGAGACUGCCAUCAUGGAGAAGUCAUGCACUAAAAGUACUAUAUUACGUGGGGAAACCCUGGGAGAGAAGAUAUUGGAGACUGCUAGCAAAAAAGCUGCGGCAGCGAAACCUGAAGAAACGGUGUCUGAACUUGCUCCAGUAAUGAUAUUCACCGAAAACGAGGGGGACAAAACCCGAAUAAAUGGUGCAGUAUCAAAUAUUUCUUUCGAAAACGUCUCCUCGAUAAACAUUACAACGAAGAUUGUCACUGAAGAUGUUCAAUCUAAGAGCAAUAAAAAGCCACUGGCUAUCGAACCAAAAUCGAAAGUUUCUAAAAUUAAAAAUGCUGCGGUGAAUGCAACAAAAUCUCGAAAUAAAAAAAAGUCGGCUAAAACUACAAGCAAAGGAACUCCAACAAAGAUUCUUGACAAUGUGGAUCCCACCAUGACUUCAGCCGUAAGCAUACCCGAGAAAAAAAUCCCAGUGAAGACCCUUCUGCAAGAGGCUCCAGUAAAGACCCCGGCAAACGAAAUUCUUAUUAAGACCAGCGAAAAAAAGCCUUCAGCACAGACUCUUGCAAAAAGUGCUCCAGCAAAGAAUGGUAAAAAAAAGACUUCAACUAUGACUACUGUGAACAGUUCACCAACCCCUUCUGCCCAGUGCACUGUCCAAAGCUCAAAAGCUCAAGCGAAAAAGUCUCCAUUGUUUACUGCCACAGAAAAAAGUGGGAAUAAAACUAGCACAAGGCACCGUGUAAAGGUAUUGCCAACCGAGGACUCAGCCAAAGAGGCCGACACAAAUGUUUUCCCAAACAUUUCUGAGUCUUCAAAUCAUGAGAAAACUGCAGAACUGUUAGCUAAGGAACUGAAGCUUGCCAAAAAAAAGUUUUAUGGGAAAACUCAGUAUGCACCAGUCCCUAUCGGAGAAUUAAAAAAGGCAUUGAAGAACAUUGAAAAUCUGAAGAAACGCUUAAAUGCUGUCCGAUCAGUGAAACCUCCAUGUGUUCCAAGCAAGCCACUGGUUGCAGAAGGGGUAACCAUUGCAAAGGGAUCAGACGUGGUAGAAAAGCGGAAUACAAGCAAGGCUAGUAAAAAGGCAACUGGUUCUUCACAGAAAAAUAAAGCCUCUUCAUCAAGAGUAGGGAAUAAUUCAGAGAGUAAAGAUAGCCUAGAAACUGCUGUGCGUGAAACGCAAAACCCACUUCCUGAUAAGAUGACUGCAAGUUUUUUGCAGUUGGAUGUAAAUCCACGUCCCAGAGAACAAAGCGUUUGUGAUAAAGCCAAAGAAGAACUGUUCUUUCAGAUUUUUGAGAACGUUUUGGAUAAAAUGACAAUGAGAGACCAAGCAGGAAAAGAAUGAAGUCUAAGAGGAAGGAAAGAAGCUCAAAACCAUUUUUAUCGGUCGUGAUAACGGUAUAGAAGACAUAGCUUGGACGAAAAACUUAUUAACCGAGAAAAUAAAUUACUACCUUGAAAUCAGCAUUCAAUUAACAGAAAACUGUAAGUUUCAAGCAUUUUCGAGAGAUUCCGCCUUCCCAAUUUUUCAUUUUUCGCAAUAAUCUAGAUUUGUAAAAAUACAUGAUUCGCACUUGUAAUGGAACGAAAAUCACAAAAAUUGAUCUUAUUUUACCGUAGGAAGGAAAUUUUUGUAAAUAAACAUAAAAAAAGGAUUGAAAAAGUAUCGCGCCAGUACUCCGCUACAGCGCUACCAUGUUUAGCAAAAUUAUUCGACAUAAUUCAAAUAUGGCUGAUUUGGCGAGAAAAUAAAUUACUACCUUGAAAUCGGUAUUCAUUGAAAAGUGAA